CAGCUGUGAACUUUAUUGGAUUUUCAAGCUUUUGUUUAUUUUAUUUCGAUAUAAUGAAUAUUUAAUUUAUAAAACGUGUUUCUAAAAAGUUAUACUUGUGGUACACAACUCAGUUUUGAAAGUUCUACUGUGAUUUUACGUGAUAUUGUAAGAAAUUGUGCCGAAAAACAAACACGCGGGAAGAGGCGUUUUAUAGUAAACAAAACAACAUAAUUCCAAAAAUAUGUCUGAUAUAAUUGAAUUAUCGGAUGACGAUGAUAGCUUUAUCCUCCCCAAGAAAGCUGAGAAGCUGGAACAGCUAUCUGGUGAAGAUUCUGUGCUAUUGAGUGAUGAUAACGAUGCACAAAAACGAUCAUCGAAUACUGUCGAUUAUUUUACUUCUGAUGAGGAGUAUCUUCCUGAAAUUGAUUUAAAAAGUAGAAAAAAGAAGGUACUGAAGCAAUUGUUUCCAACGCCGGAGAAGUUACGAUGGGACGAUGCAGCAGGGCCAUCGAAGGUUUCUCCAGUAAAAUUGAGGGACCCUGGGUUUGACAAGAUGAUUGGAGGUGUCACUGUCAAUCUUCCGGUUGAUCCUUAUGGCUGCCAAAUAGCACUUAUGUCUAAAGUGAUAACUGCAAUAAAAACAGGCAAAAACUGCCUGUUGGAAAGUCCAACGGGUUCCGGAAAGACACUGGCUUUGCUUUGUGGAGCGCUAGCGUGGCAGCGACAUGAAAGAAUGCAAAGAGGACAAAGGCUCGCCCAGCAGAACGCAGAACGGAUCACGGAGCUGAAGUCCUUCGACGGCGCCGUGGACUACGUGGCCAGCAUUCCCAACGUCAACUUCAGCAAGUCUGUGUUUGGUGAGAAGAGUAUAUACGACAAACCGGUUAACUGUGGUGACAAUAGUUGCAGCAAGCGCCAGGAGCCGCUCCAAGACAGCUUUGAAGGUACUCCAGAGAAGGGCCUGGUCAGAAUUCAAAAGAGGCGGCGCGUCAACUCCACGGAGAGUUCGUCCGGUAGCUCGACGAAGGGCAGCCCGUACAAGCUGCCCUCCACUCCCCAGAAACCAGGGUUCAUGGCAGACCCUCAAACGCCGGAGAGCGCCAACGUACCCACCAUAUACUAUGGCGCGAGGACCCAUAAACAGCUGCAGCAGGUUAUCAAGGAGUUCAAGCGAACCUCGUACCGCGGGGAGGCCAAGAUGACGGUGCUCUCGAGUAGGGACUACAGCUGUAUAAGGGACUUCGACAAGAACUUGUGGACUUCUAAGAACGACAUGUGCAGAGGCUGCAUCAAGCCCCACGCAUCCGCCGACAGGCCAAAAGGCGAGAGCAACUGCAAAUUCUACGACAACCGGACGGCGCUGCACCACGGCUCGCUGCCGCCGGCUUUCGACCUUGAGGAGUUGGUAGAAGCUGGAAAAGAGAACAGCUCCUGUCCCUACUUCGCUGCUAGGGCCAUGGCGGCUAGCGCUCAUAUCGUCUUCUGCCCCUACAACUACUUGAUAGAACCUAGCAUUAGGAGCAGUAUGCAAAUAAACCUGAAAGAGAAUAUCGUGGUGAUCGACGAAGCUCACAACAUUGAAGACAUCUGCCGCGACGCCGCAUCAUUCAGCUUCACCAGAGAACAGCUGCAAGCUGCCAUCACCGAAUUAGAGAAAGCAGCGAGCUAUCAAUAUUCUGGUCACAACAUCAUGGAUCAAUUGGAGAAAAUUGUGAAGACAUUGAAAACUUGGGACGAUUGGUUCGUGAACCAAUCGACGCUAGUGAACAACCGGCCAGUGAACAAUAACGAAGCUGUGUACGCGUGGCACGUGGCUGACUUCGUGACCACGCUCAACAACCACAACCUGGGGCAACCCUAUUAUUCAGAAUUCAAACACAACGUGGAGGUGUUUACCCAACGGUUGAGGGAAGACGCGCGCACUUUAGUAGGAGUGACGCAAGCCACCGGCACUUUGCUGGAAUCUCUGGAUGCCGCAUUGACGUACUUAUUCCGUUCGGACGGCCAAUUCAUGGAUGACUUCAAACCGGCGCUGGUCAGGACCGUGGCCGCCGACGCCAUGUCCGAAGCUACUUCUUGGAGGAACUCGCAGUUCAACCAGAAAAUAAAGAAAGACGUCUACGAACUCCGACUCUUAUGCAUGAACCCGGCCGUAGUGUUUGAGGGUCUUAAGACGGCCCGCUGCAUCAUCCUGGCCUCGGGGACGUUGACGCCGCUCGUUAGUCUAUACUCCGAGCUGGGUACUGACUUCCCGCUCAAAGUGUCGCCUAACCACGUCAUAUCUAGCGACAGGGGGACCCUGACGCCGCUCGUGAGUCUAUACUCCGAGCUGGGUACUGACUUCCCGCUGAAGGUGUCGCCUGACCACGUCAUAUCUAGCGACCGGGGCCUGAAGACGGCCCGCUGCAUCAUCCUGGCCUCGGGGACGUUGACGCCGCUCGUGAGUCUAUACUCCGAGCUGGGGACUGACUUCCCGCUGAAGGUGUCGCCUAACCACGUCAUAUCUAGCGACCGGGUGUGGGUGGGUACCCUCUCUACAUGUCCGGACGGCAGCCGGCUGGAGUGUAAGAGUACCAGCGCCGCGCAGCCCGGCGUGCAAGACGCGAUCGGCGACACAAUCCUCUGGGUCAGCCAGGUCACGCCACAUGGAGUCCUGGUCUUCCUGCCUUCGUACCAGCUCAUGAACCGGCUCGCCAGGAGCUACUGCCUGCGGUUACAGCAACUAGGUCACGCCGCAUGGAGUGUUGGUCUUCCUGCCCUCGUACCAGCUCAUGAACCGGCUCGCCAGGAGGUGAGUCAUGUUACUACAGCAGCUAACAAGAGCACCAGCGCCGCUCAGCCCGGCGUGCAAGACGCGAUCGGCGACACAAUCCUCUGGGUGAGUCAUGUUACUAAAGCAGCUAACAAGAGCACCAGCGCCGCUCAGCCCGGCGUGCAAGACGCGAUCGGCGACACAAUCCUCUGGGUCAGCCAGGUCACGCCGCAUGGAGUCCUGGUCUUCCUGCCCUCGUACCAGCUCAUGAACCGGCUCGCCAGGAGGUGGCAGGAAACCGGAAUUUGGAGAAAGUUAGAACAACAAAAGAAUGUCUUCAUGGAGAGCAGAAACGUGCGAGAUCACAACGACACAAUGGAGGACUUCUACAAGUACGUGGAAACGGAUCGAGGCGCAAUUCUAUUCGCGGUGUUCCGCGGAAAGGUGUCCGAGGGCAUGGACUUUAAGGACCACCAGGCGCGCGCCGUCAUCACCAUCGGAAUCCCAUACCCGAACACGUUCGACAUGGCGGUGAAGGAGAAGAUGGCCUACAACGACAAAUAUGAAAAGUCGCGGGGUCUACUCCGCAGUAGCGAGUGGCUUCGCGUGCAAGCUUAUAGGGCGCUGAACCAGGCGGUGGGUCGCUGCGUGCGGCACCGCGGCGACUGGGGCGCCGUGCUAAUGAUAGACGCGCGCUUCCAGAACCCCUACUACACCGAGCACCUGUCCAAGUGGCUGCGCGGCUUUCUGAACAACAACCACCACACGUUCGAGAGCCUCGUGAACAGUCCCAAUAGCCUGGAGUCCUUCAUGCAGAGCAUGACCAUCAACGAGACGGAAGACGUGUGAGGAGCGUCUGUUCAAGACGUGCUAUUUCAACUAUUGCUAAGCCAGGAUCUACAGCUUCUUGACCAAUAAAAACCCAAUCAGUGAAGGUCAAGUUUCUCCCGGGGGAAAGUUUAACUGUCAUUAGACCCGCAACGAAAUUAAUCAGAACAUAGGAGGACUUCGAAGUUAAGGUUCGACUUCCCUCCAUUGCAGGGUUACUAAACCUUUUUUUGUCAUCUGUCAUCCGCUUUGCAAUGGAGAGAAGUCAUGGAAAAUUCAUGGGACAUUAAAAUUACCACCUUUUGCAAAAAGUACUAAAUGUUGUGUAUACAGGUUGUUUUGUUUUUUUCGAUUUACUGAGACUGUUUUGUGUGGAAAUAGCUAUUUUCGAAUACACGUUCCUCGUAUGAGAUGCGCAUUAUAUCAGCUGUUGUACUCUCCGACUGCACAUCAGUUAUUAUAAUACUGUUGCAAAGUCGGCCUUUACAACCAGAUAAGCUGCUGUCGUCUGUACAUCAUUUUUGUUAAAUAGCAGCUAUGUAUAAUUGUAUGUAUAAGAAUCUAUAAAAUAAUUUGACUGGCUGUCGUCGUACAUUUAUCAUUUCAGUACUUUUCGUACUGAAUACUCAGUUAUGUGCCAUUGUCCAUUUUAACUCAUUCUUUGCGGCAUAUUUUGCCUGUUUGGAACAAGUUCAUUUUUAAUUAAAGAACUAUACAUACAAAUUCUGUCAAAAUGUUUGCUCAAUUUGCAUUAUAAUUAUUGGCUGUGAAAAUUAAAAAAUAACAAUAUCAUUAUAGCCUGACCAGGAACAUAAAAACCCUGGCAUAGAGGCGCGUCAAUUGCAUUUGAUAGUGCAACACUGAGUACAGUCGUACCUGUGUUAAAUUAAUAGGCUAACUUUAUGUAUCAGGAUUCAGGAUUACGGGCUAAUUUGAUAUUUUCAUAAAUUAACGAAAAAAUAUUAUUAUAGGUAAACUGGUUUAAAUAAAUUAAAUGAAACCAUCAAUCGAGCUAGUAGGAUUUAUUUUAUUAUUCAUCAAUAAUCAAAUUCAGAACUUGAAUAUUCAACUGCAAUGUCUGCUCAUGAACGCUUCAAACUCGGUACUUCUUUCCCAAUUCCAUAAAAUUCAACACUUAGAAAGUGACAAAAAACUUUAAAAUAGGUAGUUGAAACAAACCACAGCUAAUUUUCAUAGUGGACUGUACUAUACGAUAAACAUGUCAGUCAAUUUGACAACCUUUGUUGGAAACAUUAUUCAAUGAAAAUAUUGUCCGAACCCUUGGUAUUUCUCUUCGACAAAUACUUUAACACAUAGUGAACCACUUUUCUUUCACGACUAUAAAAAGAUUUUAGCAAUUUCAUUCACAAAAUCAAUUGCGCACAUUUAAAAUAAAGUUUGUUUACACUUUGACAGCAAUAGACUGACAUGCAAGGUGACAUGUCAAUGAAGUUUUUAGUUAUUGUUGCCAUUAAAAGAAAUUAGUACCAUUAGAUUUCCGCAACAUGGCGAGGGUUUUUAUGUUCCUGGUCAGGCUAUACAUAGCUUAAAUAUCAAAAGUACACUAUAUGAAAUGGAUGGACAUUAUUUUAAGUUGCCUAAGGCGUUUUAUUUUUAUGUGCUAUAGUGUUAUAUUUUAAAUGUAAUUUUAAGCUAUUGUUAAGAAGUUGAAGUAUUUAUGAAUGUUGUAAAACUAUUUAGUUUUAUCAUUUAUGAUCAUGCUAAUCGACAGUACAUAUUUUUAUACGAA
This is a messenger RNA of Ostrinia nubilalis (European corn borer), 5312 nucleotides long. RefSeq names its product Fanconi anemia group J protein-like. NCBI's taxonomy places the organism in Eukaryota, Metazoa, Arthropoda, Insecta, Lepidoptera, Crambidae. Gene Ontology annotation, molecular function: DNA helicase activity; ATP binding; DNA binding. Bases 224 to 3583 code for a protein of 1119 amino acids. Gene Ontology annotation, cellular component: nucleus. The transcript is spliced from 24 exons. The record is from RefSeq and is a predicted model, not a curated record. Gene Ontology annotation, biological process: double-strand break repair involved in meiotic recombination; nucleotide-excision repair.